Molecule: messenger RNA, 8018 nt
Organism: Athalia rosae (coleseed sawfly)
Lineage: Eukaryota; Metazoa; Arthropoda; Insecta; Hymenoptera; Athaliidae
Product: titin homolog
Exons: 43
Coding region: 406-6087 (1893 amino acids)
Source: RefSeq, a predicted model, not a curated record
CCGGGAAAACAUUCAAAUUUGAAAAUUUCUGCCAAAAGUAUUUCGAUUGUUGCCUAGAAUCGAUUCCGUUGACUGAAGAUUGUCGAUUCAGUGUAUGUUUAGUUGCAUAUUUUUCGGCGCCACACAGCGCUAAAAAAAAUCAGCAUCUUUCUAGCUGGACCAAUUGUCACCUAGAAAUACACAUUACCAAAAAUCUAAUUGUCAGUCUCAAAUCUGCCAUAAAAAUGUUGAUACUAAUAGAUUGUGUGAAAUAUCUUGACACAAAGAUGGCAAUGUAGCGUGUUAAUUUUUCAAAGUCUACGAUGUUUUCAUUGUAAUUCGUUGCGGCUCGUAUCGUAGUAACGUACUAACCUUACAUUGAAUGAUUGAUUUUAACUAAACAGAACUGAGGUAUUUCCCAGUGUCAUGGAUAACUCCGGAGACCCUAAAUCCAGGGGUUGUCAGGGGUUGGACGAAGAAACAGGUGACGUGUGUGGGGAAACUAGCUCAUUAAGAAUCCUCGAUGAAUUCAAAAAACUCUAUGAAGAACGCAUCAGGAAAAUCAGCGAAGAAGCUGAUGGAAAUUCUGAUCAUACAAAGCUUAAGAUUAUGGAAGAAUGGGUGAAAGAUUUAGGUGAACAAAACGCUAUGCUGGUGAGAACUGUAGAGGAACUUGAACGUGAAGCUGCCAAUAGAGUUACGUUGUUACAGGAAAAACUCCAGCAGUCUGCUGCUACUGUUGCUAAUAUUACUCGACGAAGUAUGGCUGGAGAAGAUGGGUCGAUGACGGUUCUCGCGAAUCGUGUUUCUCAACUGAAGAGAGACGAGGAAACUUUGCAACAAAAAAUAGAAUUUCUCCAAAGCGAUAUUAGAGGGUUACUGGAGCUUAUUAGGCGCGCGACCAGAGAAAAUUGUUGGAGCCUCGAUGGGAUAAGGUUCUUUGAAAUCCAGCCUAGCGACAUCCCCACUCCUCUAGACUGCACCUGUGGACAGGAGAAAGAAGACACUGCAGAGUAUGUAGCCAGUCUCAAGGAACAAGUAGAUCAAUUGAAGGAAAGUGAGAAACGUGCGAUAACGUAUCAAGCAGCGUUAGAAGAAAAGUUGGCUGAACAGAGUAAACAAGUAGUGUUGAAAGAAGAGACAAUCAGGAAAUACGUCUCUAAACUUCAGUCCCUCAGAGAUAAUCUGAAGAAUCACUCUAAGCUGGCUAAUCAAAUUGUUAUCGAAUCAUCUUCACCCAGCGCUGAUCUUGACUCUGAUAUUGUCACAAUGGCUGACAUUAUGGAAAAUGCCUUAAACACAAAUGAGCUAGAAAUAGAAAAGUUGCGAGAGGAGUUGCGAGAGAGUGAAACAAAAUUUGAGAAGCUUAUGCACGAAAAGAGUCUCGAAAUGGACAAUUUGAGAUCUCAACUUGAUCAAAAGUGCAUGGAACUCCAACAGACUGAAUGUCGAAUGGCUUGCUUGCAAAAAGAAUCCUUGGAAACUCGCGACGCAUUAACGGUAGAAGUAGCUGAAAAGCACGAUCUCGUUCUUACAUUACGAAAAGAACUCGCCAUGCUUGAAGAACAAUGCCGUCAAUCGGAUAUGCAAACCCACUUCAAGGACGAUAUCAUCAAGGAAAUGAGGCGAGAAUUAAAACAUGCCAAGUCUAAGGAGACGUGUCCAUCAUCGCGAAGGGUACGGAUAAAAACAGAUACUUCUAUGGAGGAAGAUGAUGCUAUAGAUGGAAACGCUCCGACCCACCAUCAGGGAGAAAUCUUGGUUUAUUUGUCCAAUGCCAAAGUAUUGAUGGAAAAGGAAAAAGAAGCGCUUUCGAGUUUAAAAGUAGAGCUGCAAAAAAUGCUCGAAGACAUCGCGCUCAAAGAAACUGAGGCAUGUAUCGACGAUGGAGAUAAAAUUCAAAUGAAGAAUUUGAAAAAGCGUGUAGCAAACAGCAUUGAGAAUAUUUCAAAAAUCUACAAAGAUAAAGAAAAAUCGAUCGGUUUGGUGAAAGCAAUCGCAAAAAAAUGUAAAGAUGACUACCCACCUCCGGAACAGCCCUCAAUGGUAAACCAUGAAGCUAUUCAACAUUUCCGCAUGAUGGAAGAAUUCCGAAUAUGUACAGUAGAAGCACAGGCAGCAACAGAAGACAUCCGCGAGGAGAUGGCUACAGUUACCUGUAAUCUGAAUUCACGACAUGAAAAGUUUGCAGAGCUCACAAAGCUAGUGCAACAAAUCCAAGAACAUCUUACAAAAACCCGGGAAAAUUUGUCCCAUACCAUAAACCAAUUGAAAAUCCAAGAACAAGAGAAACUGAGGCAUAGUGAAAGAAUAACAAAUGGUGCCAUGAAGCUCAAGGAUUUGAAAAACGAAAUGAAUCAGAUGAAAAGUGAUAUAUCACGAUGCAUUAGCACUAGCACUGAUAAUAUGCAAGAGUGCAGUUCAAUUGGUUUUGUAAAGAUACACACUUGCGAUGAUCUAUUAAACAUAGUUAACGAUGAGAUCCAACAAAUUAUAACGAAUGUACAGAUCUACCAAACUGGGGCCUGCAAUGCUGUACCCGUAUUAUUAGAAGUCAAAGGACAACUAAAUCAAUUGGAAGAUUGCUUGAGGAAUCUACAAAAAAAAGCAGAUGAAGUGUUGAUAGAUAACGAGAUAGCUCAGAAUGUGUAUUUAGAGAGGAGUAAAAAACUUGACAGACUUGAGCUGGAGCUUGACAAUACGCACACAAAAAUGCAGGAUUUACUUGAAAACUUCGCUUCUGUCAUGGAACAAGUGUCUUCCGGAAAUCCUUGUGCGUUAUCUGAUCAAAGUGACUCGAAUUACUGUAGUCAAGCUACUCCAAACAAAAGCAAGGAAGAGGAUUUAAUCAAAAUAAAAGACGAACUGCGUAAAAUGAAGAAAGAGUGUGAUGAUUUAAGAAUACAAUCAUUAUCGGAAAUGUGCCAAGCGCAAAAGCAGGAGAAGAUUAAUGAAUGGAAAAGCCGUGUGGCUGAUUUACAAAAUCAAAUUAGAGAGCUACAGAAUGAGGCCAAAUGUGAAACAGCUUCAAAUGAGUAUCUCAGAAAGAAAAUAGAGUCAAUGGAGCAGGAACUUUGUUCUGUAGAAGCAAAAGCUCAAGCACAAAGACGAUGUCUUACUUCAGAUAGUGCAGAGUUGAAAAGCAGAAUUUUCGAAUUGGAAUGUACUGCAAAAAGACACAAAGAAAACGAAGAUCUCCUUCGCAGAGAUCUUGACUGUAGUGAAAUCGAGCUCAAAAAAUCAAAAGAUCUCUUAAGUUCCUAUAGUCAGUACAAGUCCGAUGGAGUAAACUCCGUCUAUAGUCAAGAUUUCAAGUACGAGAACAUACCCCAGUCUUUCAAGGUCUUGCAAGAGACGAUGCUGUCGGCCAGAUGUGGCCUGGAAGAAAUCGGAAAUGAGCUCAAAAAAUUGGUUGGCGAAGGAUCUUCCCACUCAAUUCUAUCGUCUGAUUCUUUCACAACGGCAAUGGAUAUGCUUAGAAAGUACGGCGAAACUACCGAACAUUGUUCCACCGAAGUUGAAAAACUCAGAAAUGCCUUGUGCUCAAAGGACAAAUUGCUCGAAAAUAAAGAAGAAAUAAUCAAAAUACAGAAAGACUCUAUAAAGAUGACUCAGGCGGAGUUGAAGGACUUACAUCAGAAACUGCAGGAAAAGGAGCAGUUGCAAGAACGCUGCAAAGAUUUUGAAGACAUGAAAGGGAAGAUGGAAGCUUUGGUGAAGACUAAGAAUUGCUGGGAAGAAAAGUACAAGAAUAUGAAACGAUUGUGGCAGGAAGUAGACGACGAGCUACGAGAACUUAGAUCAAUCUUACUGGAGAAAGAAAAUGAUAUAAAAUGUUGCCAAACGGAAAUCAGUAAAUGCAAGGCAGAUAUGGAGAGCAAAGAAUGUGCGACUCAGGCUUUGAUUUGCCAACUCACCACAAAAGAUGCUAGUAUAAAAGCUAUGCAAGGGAUGCAUUGUGUGAAAAUCAAAGAUUACGAGGACAUGCUGAAGAAGUCAGAAAACAUCGAGAGGCAAUUGCGAAAUAAGAUCUAUGUAUUAACGGAGAGAGAUAAGGACAUGAAGAAACAGUUACAGAAAUAUAAAAUGGAUUUGGAUAUAUUUGAAAAGGAAUUACAAUCUGAGAGAAAAACUAACGCUGAUAUCGUACAGUUACAAAACGAGAAUGAACUUUUGAAAAAAGAAUUAGGAGACCAUACAAAGGAAACCGAAAAUGUCAUAAACGAACUGCAAAUUUUGAAAGAUAAUGAAGCGCGUUUGAUCAACGAGUUGGAAGAGAAACAGAACGUCAAAUCUAUUGUGGUAAAAGACGAACUCCAGAAGUGUAACUGUGACUUAGUCAAAUUAACCACAGAAGCUAAAGUUAAAGAGGAAGAACUUAAAAUAUUGAAGGAAUUCAAGAAAGAAUUAGAGAUAAAAGAUUUAUGUGGUCAGCUAAAAUGUUUUGAAGAGACGAGAAUGGAGCAUUCUCAGAUGAUAAAACACUUGGAGGAACAAUUACAAAUGAGUGAGGAUAGAGCUGAGGAAUGUUUCGGUGAAUUAAAUGUCUCCAAGGAAAUGUUGGCUGUAUUACGCGACAGGAUUUGUUCGUUGAAGGGAAUACUUCAAGAGAAAUCAGGCGACAUGGUAAAGUUACAAGCGGACCAUCAAAUUCUCAAGAAUGCUAACUCUAUCUUGAAAGCAGAACAAGGUAUAUUUGAAAACAAGGCGAGGGAGGACAUCAGUGACUUGAAAAAAAAGUUGAAAGCAGUUCAACUCCAAUUAUCUGUUAUGGAAGACAAUUACCACAGAGUUACACAAGAUUUCAAUAAGAGCCAGGACCUCCUUGUAGAAGCUACGAAAAGAGAAGUUGAAUUACAACGCGCUAUAACGUCCGUGGAAAGCAAUUUACUAUCGAAGCUAUCAGUCGCAGAAAGGGAAGCAAGUCGCCUGGGCGAUAUGGUUGACAAAUUAAGCGAGGAAUUGGAGGAUACUCACAGUGAACUUUCCUCCAAAAAUUCACAACUUUGUCAAGCGCAAUGCCGUAAUAAGUGCUACGCCAGCCAGUUGCAAUCCAUUCAACAAGAAUGUCGGGAACAUCAAGACACCAUUGACAAUCUCCGAAUUACCAUAAAUAAAUUGGAACUGGAGCACCACGAACUAGUGCGCUCCAAAGAAUCUGAACGUGCAGAUUUCAGAUCGCAAAUUGAUAAUCAGACUAGCUGUAACAUGGGAGAUGGCGCGAAUAAAAGAUUAAGUGCCGAGUUAGCGAAAAUGCAGGCCGACUAUAGAGUGAAAGCAUGCAAAGAAACUGCAAUGCAAUGUGAGAUCCAGUCUCUGAAAGACAAGUUACUAAAAGCAGAAGAGGUAAAAUGUGGUCUGUCGUCCCAACUACAACAAUGUUUGCAAGAAAAUUGUGAACUUGCGUCCAAGAAGAGUAUACUUGAACAAAAUAAUGGCAAAUGUGUCUCAGAGCUUCAGGACAUGCACCAAUCCUUGUUGGAAUUACGCCAGGAGUGUCAAACGAAGACGAAAUCAUUGGUCAGUAUGUCAGCUGAAUUGAGUCAGGUGGCAGUAAGUCGUUCAGAAUUGUGUACCGAGUCACAAUACGUGGUUCAGUGUAUUCGUGCCUGGAUGGAAAAGCAGAGGAAUCUAGUGGAAACGGUUGCGUCCAAGCUCAACCUUAAACAACAACAAGUCAUGCAGCUUGCGUUUGAGAAAAAGGCUCUUCUUGCAACAAUAAGAGAACUGAGACGAGCAAACUGCGCACUCACACAGAGAAUAAAACGACUUCACAAACCAUCUCUUUGCAACCGAGUGUCGAAAAGCUUGUACACCGGUUGCAGGACUUCUCCACCAUUGAUAUCGAAUUUGUCCAAUAGUCGAACUGGGACACUAAGCUCUAGUUAUUCCCGCAUAGGAAAAAAAUCAUCUCUUGGCCCAAUUAGAAAUGCACGUCGAACUGCGGUGUGUGGUCAUUCAUGGUGGUUUCCAAAAAUGGAGCAUCUGACCAAAGAAUUGAGAAAGAAUAACCAAUGGUGGAAUAAAAAUGCAGUCGAAAGAGCAGGAAGUGACCCUGGCCUGGACGAAAGUAGAGACUGUGGAUAUCAAUCCUCGACAAGUAAAUGAAAAAAGAACUUGAGAAAUUAAGUUGAGUUCCCGUCUACCAUGGGUGAUGGUAUUUUUACUUUUGUACUUUAUUUAUACUAGAUGUGAUGUUUGAAGUGACGCAGCUGAGGAGCUAAAGUCAAAUUUAUGAUAUCCUUUUUUUACAAACUGUAACAAGCAUAUAAUGGAUCGUGUUUUUUAUCAUCGUAUACAAAUGUAAUCAACUUUUGAGGAAAUAUAUAUCGACAUAGAUUUAGUUUUGCAUUUCUUGGUAUUCGAUAGUUACAUUUGUAUCGAUUUUCUCUCUUCUGGUUUCUUACUUUUCUUCAUCUCCCCGUUGUGGAGUGUCUCUCUCCAAGGUCAUUAUCAAUCGGUAAUUGGGGAGACAAACAAAUCGCAACAAAGGUAAUUGACGCAUAUAUACCUUAAAAAAUAAAUCUAGGGACUGUUUACAUUCUGUCGGUGUAAAUACUUCAAUACUUUUUGGAGGGUCCUGAAAUUUGGAUUUCAAAUGAUUAUAAAACAAUUGAGAAACAUUUUCUGGGAUCAAAUUUGUAAACCAACCAGAACAGAAUGAAGGAGUAAACCUUCUUUAAAAAAUUCGUAUGUUUCUCGAGCUGUACGCCAGGAUGUUGUCAAAAAAUAUCGAUGUGUAAAAUAGAACAGUCCAAGCAAUGAAGAAAUGCCCAUUUCAGUAAAACCAUUAUCUCUAUAAUUGUAUGAAAUUGUUAACGUCUCAUGAUCACAUGAUUUCUCUUGAAAAUUACCUGGAAAAUCUGAAAACCUCCCACAUUAAUUGGAGAAAAAUUUCCUUGUUCUGACCACGAAACAAAGUGUUAUCCGGUAACUUAUACCCUGAAAUAAGAAUGAUUCGGUCACAUUGUCUUGCAAGCAUUUUUACAAGACUGCACAGAUGUACCGAUUAAUGAAAGUAUAGCAUCUUUGCUGUCUUGGCACUGUUUCAUAUAUGGCAUAUCUAUUUGUUGGAUAAAUACCCAAGUACAUAUUUGAGGAACUAAAGGAAUAUCAUAUGGCAGAUAUGCUGGAAUUGGUGGGCAAGACCAUUUGCCACAUAAAUCAUCAUAAUUUACUUCAAUGUCGAUAUUGGGAACAGAUGAUAUUUUUUUGGCAAUAUUUGGUCCACCGAUUGAAAGUGUAGGCUCUGAUAAAAAAAAAUUUCUGUUAUCUCCAUAGAGCUGUCUCUUAGUUAACGAAAUCUUGCUGGUAUUUUUCGAAGUAUUCGCAAUCUCUUGCUCAACCGUUGCUUCUCCCUGAUCUGCGCAAUCAGACAUCUUCUAAUUACUAUCAUUCGGCUGUAUAGCCACCACGUUUAAUGAAGGCUAAAACCAUGACUUUUCUGACCUGUUUCUCUUUUAUCAUCUGAUAAAAUAAAACAAAUCACAGAGAUUCAGUAUAUUUUGUUUCGGUACACUCAUGGACAAAGGUCAUGUGCCAAUAUGAAAAUUGAAGAUAAUUCAAUUGGUCACUUAAACUGUGACAAAGUAUUUGGUAUACAGUUCUCAAAAAAUUUGCCACGCGUACAGUGGCUGCUUGUAACGUAACAGAAGAGGAGUGAAAUUUGGAAAACCAGAAGAAUAUGGCGAAAUACGCAAUUAUUGCUAUUUUGGCGAUGAUGGGGUUCAUUGCGCUUACUGAAGCUGAUACUCACGAUGAUCCGUUUGAGGGAUUAGGAAGAUUUGUGUCUGGCGUGAUAGAACACCAGAAUGCAAUGAUGUCAUCAGGCACCACGACUGCAGCGAGUAGUUUCUGUCUUUUGAUAUUGGCGAUAUGUGCCGCAUUUCGCACGUAGUAUGUGAGAUAUGGAGUUAGAAUUAUGUAAAUUCUAAAAGUGCCAACGAAAAUAAUUUUCAAUACGUUCUAUUUUAUUAUAGAGUGACUUAUAAAUAUAAUAUGAAUUAUUUUCUGUAAAUAAAUAUAAUCUUGGGUAACAA